Messenger RNA from Triticum urartu, 1701 nucleotides. Its product is annotated as la protein 1. The record is from RefSeq and is a predicted model, not a curated record. NCBI's taxonomy places the organism in Eukaryota, Viridiplantae, Streptophyta, Magnoliopsida, Poales, Poaceae. Gene Ontology annotation, cellular component: nucleus; ribonucleoprotein complex. Gene Ontology annotation, biological process: RNA processing. Gene Ontology annotation, molecular function: mRNA binding.
AAAUAAACAACCCUAAACCCGAAUAGUACCCGCCACACUCCUAAACCCUAGCGCCUCCGCCCCUUCCGGCCCAAACGCGUUAGCCAUGGCGACCACAGACGCCGCCCCCGCUGCCCCCGCCGCCGCCGCCGCCCCAGCACCCGCGGUUUCCCUCGACGAGACCAAGGCAAAGAAUGUCCUCCGCCAGGUGGAGUUCUACUUCAGCGACAGCAACCUCCCCCGCGACGGUUUCCUGCGGAAGACCGUCGAGGAGAGCGAGGAUGGAUUGGCGAGCUUGGCUCUCAUCUGCUCCUUCGCGAAGAUGAGGUCGCACCUUGGCCUAGAUGCCACCGUGAAGGAGGACGGCGUGCCAGAGACGACAGUGCUUGCGGUCGCCAAGGUGCUGCGGUGUUCUGCAGCCCUCCGUGUCUCCGAGGACGGGAAGAGAGUUGGGAGAGCAAACGAGUUGUUGAAGCCAGAUGAGAUUAUAGUGCAAAUUGACUCAAGGUCAAUUGCUGUGUCACCACUUCCUCACAACGUAAAGCUGGAAGAUGUUCAAUCUUUCUUUGCUCAGUAUGGCAAGGUUAACAGCGUAAGGCUACCAAAACAUGUUUCUGACAAGAGGCAGUUCUGCGGCACAGCUUUGGUCGAAUUUUCAGAAGAAGAUGAAGCGAACAAUAUCAUGAAUAACAAACUUAGUUUUGCUGGAGCGGAUCUGGAAAUAAAAACAAAGAAGGAAUUUGAUGCUGAAAUGGAGGCUAAGAAAGAAGCUUAUGAGAAGUCGCACCCUAAUACACACGCUAAUAAGAACGGUCAUGACGAAGGAUACCCAAAAGGUCUGAUUCUGUCUUUCAAGCUGAAGAGAAUUCUAGCUGAUGGUGACACAGAACAAAAUGGUGGGGACAAAGUUGAUAAUAGCGAUGAUGCCAAGAAGGAAGGGGCUUCUGACUCUGCGGAGGAAUCGGGGAAAGCUUCUGAAGAGAAGGCCCCUGAGAACACUGAUGCCAAGGAAGAGAAGUCAGAUGAUGCUGAGGAGUUGAAGGGGUCGGAUGCACAAUCUGUUAAAAAGGAUGAUAAAAGCCUUUCAGAAAAUGACAAGGAACCAGUUUCAAGGGAGGACUUCAAAGAAUAUUUUGCCAAAUUUGGCACAGUGCGGUACGUGGACUUCAGUAAGGGGGAUGAUUCAGGAUACCUUAGGUUUGAGGAAUCGACGGCUGCGGAAAAGGCCCGUGCAUUUGCAGCUCUUGCGGAUGAAGGUGGUUUGGUUAUGAAGGGGCACCUUGUCACUUUGGAACCUGUGUCUGGACAAGCUGAGAAAGAUUAUUGGAGUGGAAUAAAGGGCGGCCAAGGGAGAUUCAAUAACAAUAAUAGAAGCAACAGGGGAGGAAGGGACUGGAAGAACAACAGAGGUGGCGGCGGAAGGCACCACGGUGGUGGGAAGCGGGGUGGUCGCCACUCUGACAACCAUGAAAGGGCUAACAAAGUCCAAAAGCUCGAUUCGUCUCCUUAGAUAGCCUGGAUCGGCUUAUACCAUCUUCUAGCCCUAGUGAGGAAAAGAAAAUAUGUCUCUGGGUGCCUGCCUGCUGCUGCCUCCACAGCUUUGGAGGUGGCCUUCCUGUGUCUGGUUUAAAUUUAACCUGUGCCUUUUAAAGUCUGAACGACGGGUGUGACGAGCCAUGUUGACAAUUGAUGAAGAGAAGGAAAACUUUAUAUGCGGCUAAA